Molecule: messenger RNA, 2937 nt
Organism: Parnassius apollo (apollo)
Lineage: Eukaryota; Metazoa; Arthropoda; Insecta; Lepidoptera; Papilionidae
Source: the annotation of a GenBank genome assembly
UUGUCUGGAAUAUCCACUGGAGUCUUCUUGGUCGUCUCCUUCUGUGCGGCUUCAUCCUUCUGUCCGUUAUCCUCGGACGCCGCUGUGGUGGCAGUUGCAACCGUGGUCUCUGUCGUGGUGGUAUCCUCUGUGGUCGUAGUGCCUGAAGAAUCUGACGUAGUUGCUGUUCCUGAUGAUGCUGACGCUGACGCAGACGUGACCCCUUCUGAUCACGACAUUUCACCUGUCGCGUCCUUAUCUGAGGGACGGGACCAGGGACAUGAGGGAGCAUCCUUCUGUGACCUGGCGGGGUCUGGCGUGGGCGUGGUGGUGGGGGAGGCGGCGGCGCUCCCAGCGGCAGCGCGUGCAGGCCUGCCACUGCUGCUGCCCACCGAGAGGCCGAGACGUGACGCGCCCGCCGCGCUUCAGCUGCUGCCGCACCCAGAUAUCAUCGCACAGGCGUGCGCAGAUGUGUGCGCGGCGAAGGGCUGGCGCAGUGCCGUGCUGCUGCAUGAGGGGGGCGCGUCGGAGGCUGCACAGCUCGCGCGCGCUGGCCUCGAUGUAGUGCCGCGCCAGCUGCCGCCGCCACAAGACUUCGCGUUGCUCAGAAACUUACUGCUAGUUCUGAAGAAGUUUGGUGCGACAAACUUCAUAGUAUGGUGUGACGCGGACUGCGUGAUGCGCGUGCUGGAUGCGGCGCAGCGCACGGGGCUGCUGGGCACCCGCCACGCCUACGUGCUGCUGUCUCUCGACAUGCACACGCGCCGCCUCGACAGCUACAGCCACAGCGGUGCCAACAUCACCAGUUUGCACCUGUUCGACCCGGAGUCAGAGCGUAUAAAGGAGGUGAGUGAGCAGUGGCGGGAGGCGUACGCGCGACGCAUCCCAGCGGCGACGAGUGCUGAGGGCGAGGGUGAGGGUGUUGAGGAGGGUGACGAAGAGGGCCGUGGUGAGGAGGAUGGCGAGUGGGACGUGAACGCGGCGGCGGCGAGCGAGCUGGUGCUGGCGCGGGAUGCGGUAGCAGCUGCGGCGGAAGCGCUGCAGCACCUGCGCCUGCCGCCCGCCCCGCCUCCCUCCUGCACCGGCUGCUCCGCCUUCCACGCCGACACGCUCCUCAACUUCCUACGCUCGGAGGAGUGGGCCGGGGCGGGCGGCACGCUGCGCUGGGCGGGCGGCGGUGAGCGGCGCGCGUGCACGCUGGCAGUGUGCGAGCUGCAGCGCGGCGGGCGCGCGGCCGCCGUGGCGCGCUGGACGCCGCUGGCGCGCCUCGUCUGGCGCCGCCGCGACCCGCCCUCCGCACCGCCACCCUCCGAGAUCAUGACCAACCGCACCUUCAACGUGCUCAUCGCGAUGAGCGAACCUUACAUCAUGAAGCAACAGUCGGCAGACCGACUGUCAGGCAACAGCCGCUACGAAGGAUACUGCAUCGAGUUGAUCGAUAAGCUGGCCAAGUUCCUGAAUUUCAACUACACGUUCAUAGAGCAAAAAGACGGUGCUUACGGCACCUACGACCCACAAAAAGGAUGGAACGGUAUGAUACGACGCCUCAAGGAUGACCCUGACAUCGACUUUGCAAUCACGGACCUGACGAUCACAGCGGACCGCGAGCGUGCCGUUGACUUCACCACGCCCUUUAUGAACCUCGGCAUCAGUAUCCUGUUCCGAAAACCGAAGCCGCCGGGGCCGGAUUUCUUCGCGUUCCUGCUUCCUUUUUCAAGCGGAGUGUGGGUAUGCUUAGGUUUUGCCUACUUGGGGACGUCGCUGGUGCUGUACGUGGUGGGGCGACUGUGCCCUGAGGAAUGGCAGAAUCCGUACCCGUGCAUUGAAGAUCCGCCAGUGUUGGAAAACCAAUUUACGUUGGCCAAUGCGCUAUGGUUCAAUCUUGGAGCUGUUCUGCUACAGGGUUCUGAGAUUGCGCCUGUGGCGUACGGUUCGCGAGCGGUGGCCAGCGCCUGGUGGAUGUUCGCGCUGGUCAUCACCAGCUCGUACACGGCCAAUCUCGCCACGCUGUUGGCUAAGAAGAACCCCACUGACCUCAUCCACAACGUACAGGAGCUGGCCGACAAUCCGUACGGCAUCACUUACGGGGCCAAGUCUGGUGGCUCCACCUACACGUUUUUUGAGAUCUCACAAAAUUCGCUGUACCAGCGGAUGUUCCAGAAAAUGAAGGAUCAAAAGCAGCCGAGUUCGAACCCCGCUGGCAUUGAGAAAGUAAGGAACGAAAACUACGCAUUUUUCAUGGAGUCAACUUCCAUCGAGUACAACAUCGAGCGCUUCUGCGACAUCACCAUGGUGGGUGAACCGUUGGACAACAAGGGUUACGGGAUUGCUAUGAAAAAAAAUUCGCCGUACCGGCAGGCGAUGAACCUGGCGCUGCUCAACCUGCAGGAGGCGGGUGUGCUGCGCGAGAUGAAAGAGCGCUGGUGGAAGGAGAUGCACGGCGGCGGCGCUUGUAAGGAGGAGGAAGAACAUGGUGGCGAGGAGUUGGAGAUGGACAGCUUUGUGGGGUUAUUCGUAGUUCUGGUGGUGGGCUGUGCCCUGGGGAUCGUCGUGUCGUUUUGCGACCUGGCUUGGACGGCAGCGCGGCACCCACGCGACCCCACCGAGUCCUACCCGCGGCGCCUCUGGACCGAGCUGCGAUUCGUGUUCAGCCUGGACCUGUCAGAGAAGCCGUUGUAUGGGCCGCUGCUGCCACCGAGCCCGCAGAGCUCGGCAACGGCGGACUCGGCGCACACGGAGCUGGGCUCGCUGGUGGCGGACGAGGCCACGGAGGGCGUUGGGGAGGGAGAGGAGGCGGAAGGGGAGGGUGCUGCGGAAGGGAAGGGUGAUGGGGAGGGAGAAGGGGAGGCGGGCUCGCGGUCGCCGCGGCCGCGCGCCCGCUCCAGCGCGCGCCGCUCCUCCAUGCACGCUGCUAGCCUGCGCCUCGCGCGACACACAACGCCGCGACCAAAUAACUAG